UUUUAAAAAUGAGUGGAGGGGGUUAUUUGUCUGUCUGCUUUUGGCUGUUAAGAAAAUUUUGAAAUAUUUUUUGUUGAAAUAAAAAUUUACGCCUCUAAAUGUAUUAAUUUUAUUUUUAAUUUUUCUUUGGGCUAAUUUUUCAAAUUUUAAAAUUUUUAUUAUUAGACUAGCGACGUGUAGCUCCGCUAACGCUUAUUGAAUUCUUAUGGUUUAGCAAAGCUACUAUGAGCUCUUUAGUUUGGCGUGAUUUUCAUAGUUUUUUCUUGCUUCAAAAAUAUUCUUUUCAUACUCAAAAAUAUUUUUUAAGAAUUUUUCCGAUUAAAACAUUGUCAAUAAUCAUUAAAAAAAUUUUGGAAAAUUUUGGCUCAGGGCAAGCUCAUACAUAUCAUCAAGUGUCCCUAAUUCUUGUCCUUUUUUCUAACUCAGAUAAAUUUUUAUUUGGCUAUUCCUCCGUUAAGGAAUUACAUUUGCUUUAAAGUUCAACAAAAAUUUCAAAGUUUAGAUGAACAAACAAAAAAUUUCACUUUAAAAAUUUCCAAAAAUAGACAUUUUCCCUUAUUUUUCAACUCAACUUUUUUGUUUGAACACCUAUAAUUUUGUUUCCUCCUGUACUUUAUAGCAAAUUUAAUUCUCUAUCGAAUCAUAUAAAAACUGUUCGGAAAGGUUUACCCACUACUGAGUUAUCACAAAUUUACUAACUCAGGUUCUCGCCUCUCCAGGGGCGUGACGAAUUUUUGCUUUUUUCAACUUAAAAAAUUUUUUCUUCUUUUUUCUUCCUCCUUAUUUAUUUCACACAUUUACAUUUUUAUUAUUAUUCCUC
Molecule: messenger RNA, 820 nt
Organism: Meloidogyne enterolobii
Lineage: Eukaryota; Metazoa; Nematoda; Chromadorea; Rhabditida; Meloidogynidae
Source: the annotation of a GenBank genome assembly